This is a messenger RNA of Kickxella alabastrina, 1539 nucleotides long. RefSeq lists its product as uncharacterized. Bases 169 to 1416 code for a protein of 415 amino acids. The transcript has a single exon. The record is from RefSeq and is a predicted model, not a curated record. Lineage: Eukaryota; Fungi; Kickxellomycota; Kickxellomycetes; Kickxellales; Kickxellaceae.
AUUCCAUUUUUUAGUUACAUGUACUUUUAUAAAUACUUUUCUUUUUCUUUUUCUUCAUUGCACUAUAAAUGCCCUUUUGGUAUCACACUAUCCACUCUUAUUACUUUUAUUCAUUCAUAAUUCCUAUAUCUUUAACCAUCUCUUAUUAUUGCACCACAAUAAUAGCCAAUGUCUUUACAUAGAAGUGACACAGAUAACAGAAUCGGCGUCAGCGAGAGCAUUCAGGCGCAGGAACGUGACAAGCUGCAUCAGCUACAGACGAUGGGCAAAAUCGACCCUCCGACAAUACUUUCACCGGCGGCGAACGAUAUUGGGCCGCAAAAAGACGGCUCUAUUAAAGAGGAGGACGGUAGUGAUGCCAAUGCCACAGCCAAAGAGGAAAGCGAUUGCAAUAUCAACGACACAGCCAAAGAAGAGAACAAUAGCGGCAGCAUUAAUGCCGCCGACGGCGAGGCCACUGGUUCAUCGAAUCCCUCGCCAAACACCGCUGGUACAGCUGGUACCGCUGCUUCAGCAGCUGCACCACUUCUUCCCACAAACUCAUUAUCAGCGCCCUUGUGUGCCAAGCACCUCACACUCAAGGAGCUGUACGGGAUGCUCUGCUGGCUACAGAUCUCAGACAACCGGCGGCUAUGGCAAUCACGGCCACUGGACGCAUGCACGCAGGCAACGCGUGAAUGCCAGCACCUGCUGGAUGCCAACCCGCGCGCGCUGACGGUGACCCUUGAUGAGCUCAACAUGACACGGCUGCAGAUCCUCGAGGACCACCAGGGCGUGGCGGAGAAUGUGCCACAGGAUUUACGUUUGUUUCCGGGUGGCCCGCUGUUUGUUAUCUUUAACCAUGCUGUGGCUGGGCAGCCGGCGGACGCAGAGCCGGUGCCGUCCGAGAUGUGUUCGCUGAUUAUGGCUAAUGCCACGGGCGCACUGAAGAAACAGCAGCAAAUGAUGACACAGCAGCAGCAGCAGCCGGCUGUCGCAGAGGCUAUGCCUACUGGCCAGCACCUCGGUGACAGUGCCAACACAAACAUCAGCGGCAGCGGAAGCGUAAACAGCCGAAGCCGAAGCCCUAGUAGCACAGUCGAAAAAAGCGCCAAUAGCAGCGGUGGCGGGCCAAGCAGACACGGUACGCGCCGGGUGUCCAGUGGGAUGCUCCCCUGUGAGCACCCAUUCAUGCAGCGGGCGCGCAGGCUGACUCCAGCGGAGGUGCGGCAGAUGAAAGACGAGCUGGCGGUGCGCCGCGAAAUCGGCCUGCGUGAUGCUGUGCUGCUGGCUGAUUGGACGGCGCUGCGGCGCAGAGAGCUGGAGCUGAGGGAGCAUCAGAUCAGGGAGUUGGUGAGGGAGGCGCAGGACGACUCGGUCGAGUCGCUGGUGCGCUUUGAAGAGUUUAUGCGAAAGAUCUACGACGAGCAGCCAUGACUGUGUUUUGUUUUUGCUGUUUGUGCGAUUUAUGGAUUUUCAAUAUUGGCCGCGGUGUUUUUUUUUUUUUACAGUAGAUGGUAUUAACCAUAUUAGUUGGGAAUAUAUAGCCGAUUAAACGUU